Plutella xylostella (diamondback moth) is the source of this 1508-nucleotide messenger RNA. It is a transcript of the gene Trmt6, whose product is annotated as tRNA methyltransferase 6 non-catalytic subunit. The record is from RefSeq and is a predicted model, not a curated record. Gene Ontology annotation, cellular component: tRNA (m1A) methyltransferase complex; nucleus. Lineage: Eukaryota; Metazoa; Arthropoda; Insecta; Lepidoptera; Plutellidae. Gene Ontology annotation, biological process: tRNA methylation.
UAAGGUUAUGUUUUUUUGUUUACUGUUUCCGCAAAUUCACUUAAUUCUUAAUUCAUAAAAUAAUACAAUAAACCUUUGAAUAUGGACAACAUUAAGGUAGGCGAUUACAUCGUUAUACAACGGCAAAACUACAGAAAAAUACACAAAUUCAAUAAAGCUAAUUCGGCCAUAACACUAGGGAGAGACAAUGUGGAGCUCCUGGGCAUCGAAGGUUGUAAAUACUAUUCAGUAUUUAAAAUGAUAGCCACAGGCAACAAGAGAAGUCGCAGUUAUCGACUGGAGCUGUGCGAUGAAGCAGUAGGCCUGAAGGAUGAAAUUGAUGUAAAAACUUCUGGAUUGGAUAACAGAAAUAUUUUAGAUGAUGGCAAAUCACAGAAGUUAACGGCAGCAGAUAUUGAAGAACUCAAGACCGACGCCACCAGCGCAUCCGAUAUAGUUGAGUCCCUCAUUUGCAAUUCAAAUACUUUCAGUAGUAAGACAGAGUAUGCUCAAGAUAAAUACUUGAGGAAGAAAGAAAAGAAAUACUUUGAUUAUCUUCAAAUAAUACAGCCCAAUUUGCGCAUGGUGGCUGACAUCAUGUACAGAUUGGAUCCCACCAAAAUUCAGGGUGUACGGAUUGAUACCUUGUCACAGAUUGUGACUAUGGCCAACAUUUAUUCUGAGGGAAAAUAUUUGCUAUAUGAUUCCGGAUCCAAUGGAUUGUUAGCAGCUGCUUUGCUAAGUGCCAUUGGAGGCAAAACCAAUGGGAAGUUAGUCCACAUGCACCCAGGCAACAUGUCCCAGAAGCAGGCUCUGCUGGCUAUGAACUUCCCGGAGGAACAGUUGCAGAGAUGUGUGUCUGUUAAUAUUUAUUCAUCAUUGAGGCAAUUCUAUCAGGGUUGUGAUACACAUGAAAAAAAAACUUUGCCUCAAAAUGAAUCUAAUCUCAAGAGAAAAGCAGAUGAAGUGAAUGAUAAUGAUCAUCAAAUAAAAAUUCCAAAAGUUGAUGAAACACUUGACACUGAAGAAAUUCCCUUAAAAGAGCAGGAAUCAAAAGCGGAAAUCAGUUCACCAGAUACAUCUAAUAUGGAAAAUGUGAAGGAUAGCAGCAUCAGUGAAGGCAAAAAACCAAAAUGGCAUUUUGAUAACAUAGCCGCUGCAGAGUUGUUAACACAAAAAAUGGAUGCUUUGGUUAUUGUUUGUAAAGAAGAUCCACAAAACAUAUUCAAAGAGCUGGUACAAUUUGUGAAGCCAGGUCGCCCAUUCCUUGUCUACUACAGUGUAGCUGAGCCACUGCAGCAUCUAUAUUUGUCUCUGAAGAGUGAUAGUAAAAUAGCUGCAUUAAAAUUAACAUGCAAUUGGUUGAGAAACUAUCAGAUACUUCCUGAUAGAACACACCCAGAAGUCAAUAUGAAUGCAGCCAGUGGCUUUUUAUUAUCAGGUUAUGUAUUAAAAUAAUGUAUAUAGAACAUUGAUAAGCUGAUGUGUUAUACAUAUAAGUAUUUUAAUAAAUGUAUUGUAUGUACCAA